GGCCUCUGCGGCUGCAGGGGAGGAGCCUGCCUGGGGAUUAACAGGGCCGCGGCCGCCCCAGGCCCCACCUCCGGAGGGAGGCGCAGGUGGAGCGCUGGUGUGUGGGCGGGGCGGCAGUGCUGUCUGUGCGGGUGUGCUCGGGCUCGCCGAUAGGGGCGGUAGGGACUGGCGUGGGCUGUACGGAUGGGUUAUGUGCGUUGUUGAGUCCGUGGCUGUGGAGGCGUCUGAGGUGGACACUGAGACGUUGUCUCGGUGUGGCGUCAGGCUUAGCGAAGCUGCCGGGCAGACGUGGAGUGAUCCUGGGGAAAUGAAAGAGAGGGGCUUCCAGCCGCGGAGCUGCUCUGCUUUCGUGUGAGCCUAGCUGUCUGCGAGGCUGAGGUUAUCCCGCCCUCUGAGGAAGGGCCAGCUCUGGCUGCAGCCUGGGUGCGAGCUGCCAGCGGUGCCUGGGGCCGGUUCCGCUCCCCUGGAGGCGGCGGUAGCGCUCUGCUGCUCGCGCACCGAGUAACGGCCGUUAGUCGCGAGGUCGGCGCGAGGCUGCCGCCGCCUUGCCGCGUGCCCUGUGGCGGGGCGGGCGCGGGGGCGAUGAGUGGCCUCUGCCGCCGCUGCGGCCUGGCCUCGGCAGCUGCGUGUCCCAGCGGCACAAACCUGAGCCGAGAGCCCGCUCACCGCCGCACCCCGGUAACGCGGGUCUGCCCUCCCGCCGACCUCCUGUGGAGAAUGGCAGUUUGUGACCUGUGGGGAAUCCUGUCUGGAGCUCCAAAUGAUUCCAGUUAACCCUUCAGGUCCAAUUAGAGCAGGUCGCACGGGGCCAUCUCCAAGGAUGGUGAUGCCACAAUGUUUCUUGGUAACCUGGACCAAUGUUUGGCCACCUUCAAGGAACAAAGGGAAUGUGGAAAUGAAAGAGAGAGGGAGAGAGAGGCUGGCAGAUGUGAUGAGAUGCGGUGAAGGUGUAUCCAGCUUGGCACUCCCACUCCUCUCUUCUCCUCUCAUUGCAGCCCUGGGUGACUCUCAGGCUAACACAAACAGCUUUUCUUCCGCAGCCUGCCCUCUGUCACUGUCAAUUUCAUGAAUUCACAAGCAAUUUACCAGUGAUUUCUGGGAGCUGGGGCUGAUUUUCUUGUGUAUUUAAGAAUGUCUUCCAAGCAGGCUACCUCUCCAUUUGCAUGUGCAACUGAUGGAGAGGAAACAAUGACCCAGGACUUAACAUCACGAGACAAGGAAGAGGGCAACAGUGAUCAGCACGCGACCUCUCAUCUGCCUCUACAUAAUGUAAUGCACAACAAACCUCACUCUGAGGAGCUACCAACUCUGGUCACGACCAUCCAACAAGAUCCUGAGUGGGAUGGAGUCAUCUCAGCCCAACACAGAAUGGAGUCCGAGAAUAAUAAGUUAUGUUCCCUAUAUUCCUUCCGAAAUACCUCUACCUCACCAAACAAGCCCGACGAAGGAGGACGUGACCGCAGUGAGCUAAUGACCAGUGUUAACUUUGGAACGCCAGAACGCCGCAAAGGAAGCCUCGCAGAUGUGGUGGACACGCUGAAGCAGAAGAAACUAGAAGAAAUGACCAGGACUGAGCAAGAGGAUUCAUCCUGCAUGGAAAAGCUACUUUCUAAAGACUGGAAGGAGAAGAUGGAAAAACUAAACACAAGUGAUCUCCUUGGAGAAAUUAAAGGUACACCAGAAAGCCUGGCAGAAAAAGAGCGACAGCUCUCUACUAUGAUCACCCAGCUGAUCAGCUUACGGGAGCAGCUCCUGGCUGCCCAUGAUGAACAGAAAAAGCUGGCAGCCUCACAAAUUGAAAAACAACGGCAGCAAAUGGACCUUGCUCGCCAACAGCAAGAACAGAUUGCAAGACAACAGCAGCAACUUCUGCAACAGCAGCACAAAAUCAAUCUACUGCAGCAGCAAAUUCAGCAGGUUCAGGGUCACAUGCCUCCGCUCAUGAUCCCAAUUUUUCCACACGACCAGCGGACACUAGCAGCGGCUGCUGCAGCCCAGCAGGGAUUCCUCUUCCCCCCAGGAAUAACUUACAAGCCAGGUGAUAACUACCCUGUGCAGUUCAUUCCAUCAACAAUGGCAGCUGCUGCUGCUUCUGGACUCAGCCCUUUACAGCUCCAGCAACUGUAUGCAGCUCAGCUGGCAAGCAUGCAAGUUUCUCCUGGAGCCAAAAUGCCAUCUACUCCACAGCCACCAAAUUCGACUGGGGCACUCUCACCCACUGGGAUGAAAAAUGAGAAGCGAGGGACCAGCCCGGUAACUCAAGUUAAGGAUGAAGCAGCCCAGCCACUGAAUCUUUCAGCCCGACCCAAAACAGCUGAACCUGUCAAAUCCCCAACAUCUCCAACACAGAACCUCUUCCCAGCUAGUAAAAGCAGUCCAGUGACAGUGACGAACAAGAGUGGCAUCCCCAGCCCGCUCGGUGGAUCUCUGGGAAGAGGAUCCUCUUUAGAUAUCCUUUCCAGUCUUAAUUCACCUGCCCUAUUUGGGGACCAGGACACAGUAAUGAAAGCCAUUCAGGAGGCUCGGAAAAUGAGAGAGCAGAUCCAAAGGGAGCAGCAGCAACAACAGCAGCCGCACAGUGUUGAUGGAAAAUUGCCCUCCAUGAAUAACAUGGGUCUAAACAACUGCAGGAAUGAAAAGGAAAGAGCAAGGUUUGAAAACUUAGGCCCACAGUUAACAGGGAAACCCAAUGAAGAUGGAAAACUGGGUCCUGGUGUCAUUGAUCUUACAAGACCAGAAGAUGCAGAAGGGAGUAAAGCAAUGAAUGGCUCUGCAGCUAAACUACAGCAGUAUUAUUGUUGGCCAACAGGAGGUGCCACUGUGGCUGAAGCUCGAGUCUACCGGGAUUCGCGGGGCCGAGCCAGCAGCGAACCGCACAUCAAACGACCAAUGAAUGCUUUCAUGGUUUGGGCAAAGGAUGAGCGUCGAAAAAUUCUCCAAGCUUUCCCUGACAUGCACAACUCCAACAUUAGCAAAAUCCUAGGAUCUCGCUGGAAGUCUAUGUCAAAUCAAGAGAAACAACCUUAUUAUGAAGAGCAGGCACGACUAAGUAAAAUUCACCUAGAAAAGUAUCCUAAUUACAAGUACAAACCUCGACCAAAACGUACCUGCAUUGUUGAUGGGAAGAAACUGCGUAUUGGUGAAUACAAACAACUGAUGAGGUCUCGAAGACAGGAGAUGAGGCAGUUUUUUACCGUAGGACAACAGCCUCAAAUUCCAAUCACCACGGGAACGGGGGUUGUCUAUCCUGGUGCUAUUACCAUGGCGACUACCACGCCAUCGCCUCAGAUGACAUCAGAUUGCUCAAGCACAUCUGCCAGCCCUGAGCCCAGCAUCCCUGUCAUUCAAAGCACUUAUGGUAUGAAGACGGACAGCGGAGGCCUUGCUGGAAAUGAAAUGAUAAAUGGAGAGGAUGAAAUAGAAAUGUACGAGGACUAUGAGGAUGAUCCCAAAUCAGACUAUAGCAGUGAAAAUGAAGCCCAUGAGGCAGUCAGUGCCAACUGAGGAGUGUUCACCGAAUCAAAGUACUCAGACUCUUUUGGGUUUUUUUGGGUUUUUUUUUGAACAAAAGUUCUUAAAGAGCCUGCAUGCAUGUGUGGCUCCUACAGUUACAUCAGCAGAAUGGUCUUAAAUGUUUCUUAACGUGUGAGACAGAUUGUUUCCCUAAUUUUUCAUGAACUUGGGUUUUUUUUGGUUUUGUUGCUGUUUUUUUUUUUAAUUUAGAUGAAGACAUAUAUUAAAUAACAGACAUCAGGACUUGAAAACUUAUAUGAAUCAAUAGCUGUCUUACAAGUCUUACCUUCUGUCUUUUUCCGUUUGGAUGCUGAUAAAGAUUUAAGUUACUGUUUUAGAUGGGGGUUCUACAUUCUCACUCAGGUAUGCUGUGCCAGCCUACAGGUUGUGAAUGUGUUUUUAUUCUGGAUUGUUUUAGAAAACAAACCCUUCAGAUUUCAUAUUGUGAAACAGAACAAGUCCACAAGUGUGCACAUCUGUGCAUCAUAGCUUGUCUUUAAAAAAAUAGUCUCUGAAUUCCAUUUUUUUCCGUAUGUAUAGCUGAACUUCUGAUGUGCCAAACUUUUCAUAACUUUUGAAUCUUAACAUUUAAGAAAAAGUCUUAAAGGAGACACUGUAAAGUCUUAGACAAUCCUUCGACAUCUUAAGAAAAUUAUAUAUAAAACCUAAUUUUGUUUUUCCAGAAUAUGGUAAAGUACUCAGGAAUCUGGAGACAGGAUAUUCUUAAGUAGUGAACAUGGUUGCCAUAGUGCAUGUGCCCAAUUGCUUUUGCCUCUUGAUGUGCCAUUAGUGUGAAAUUUUAAGGAAGCACAAAGGAGCGUUCACCAGCUAUGGACAGGCUUGACUUAGCAGUGUGAGGCCACCUCUGAUGACAUUCUUUACCCUUUUGUUCUUUACCCUUGCAUUCAGUCUUAACACAUUUUCUCUUAAAUAAUUUAUUCAUUCCAGAAUGCCAAGGGUCCAAAUACUUAAUAUUUAUUUUUAAAAGUACUGAUGGUGGCAUUACACUUACAAUUCUUUGUUGAUAUUUUAAAGAACCUCUUCUUUCUCCUCUCCUAAAUUACACAGGUAUAUGAAAAUAAAGUGCACCUGCUACUAAAAUGAACAUGACAUUUAUGAAUGAGAAAUUCAGUUGUUCCUUUAACAUUGUAUGUUCAAGGAGCACUUGGAAACAAUCUGCUACAAAUAAUGCAAAAUAAAGUGAGUACUUUUAUAUGUACACACACUACAGAUACUUAAAAAUGGUGUUUAUAGUUAUAAACCUCUGUACUUAGAGAGAUAGCAAAGGCAGAUGUAAAAUCCAAACUGCAUGUAGAGUCCACCACAAUGAGUUUCUAGAGCCUGUAGAAUCCUGCAGUGAAUCAUGGCUCCAUACAUCAUGUUCCUGUUGUGACCUGAAGGAACUGUUUGCUACCUUAAGUAUUUGUGCAGUGAUUUAUAAGUGAGACUCUUAGUUGGGGGGUGGGGGAGGCCACGCAAAUUUCUGACUGCAAAGCUGGGAAAAUGGUGCAUCAAAAAAUAUUUAUUGAAUAUUAGACAUGCAGGAAUGUGAGCCAGAUCUUGAUGAAUGCUUGUCAUGUGCUUUGGAAUCUUUAGAAUCAUAGAAUAGAAUCAUAGAAUCAUAGAAUCAACCAGGUUGGAAGAGACCUCCAAGAUCAUCCAGUCCAACCUAGCACCCAGCCCUAUGCAGUCAACUAAACCAUGGCACUAAGUGGAGGUAAGGUGCUAGAGAAACUAAAAAUUUUAUUUGUAUUACUACUAGAAAUGAUGCAAAUGCUAAAGAAAAUUCUGGGAAAUGGAGAUAUUCAAAGAUUGUGCAUUUAUUAAAUUUCAGAGGCAGAGAAGAAAAUGCCUUUAUGGUUUUUCCCUCACACUCCAUUCCUGGUCACAAAUACAUCGCUGUGUGUAUAUAUAUAUGAAUGUAUAUAUAUAUAUAUCUGCAUAUCCAAUGGGCCUGAUGAAUACGUGAACUGAAGGUCCUCAACUCCUUCAGCUUUUAUUUUGAAUUGAAUAUGUUCAGCACAUUGGUGACAAAUUCAGAGGCAGGCUGAGAGAUAUGAGUGGGCCUAGAGCAGCUCCUCUUGAGCUUUGUGGGAAUCUUCCCACAGAUUGAAUGGGCUUUGUUCAAGGCCCAGACGAUGAAAGAAGCACAGCGUAAGUGCUGGCUGGCCUCGUGCUGCCAUCCUGUCCUGCAGGAAAGUCGGUGAGAUGCAAUGACAAGAGGGAGCAGUCACCUUCCUCAUAGCCCCACUGAUACCUGCUUGAGCACAGGUAGCCAUCGUUGCCACUGUAGGAACCACACUGAAAUGUGCGAGAACAACCCCCAAGACAAAGAAUAUUGUUCAAUUUACAGGACGAUUUAUAAAGAUAAUGGCAUAGAAACAUGAUGGUCAAAUUUCUCUGACCAUUUUGUAAUUUGGAGCAAAAUGCUAUAUUUUUAAUAUUUAUUUAAAUGUGUUCUGAGUCCAUGUCUAAUGAGCAAUAAACUGGUCUAGCCAAGACUUUAAAGGCAUAUGCUGUGUCGUUAGCUGGUGAGCGCCCUCUUUAAGCUGGCUAAGGUACUGAUAAAAGUGGGUUUUGUUCUUAUAAUUGCUUGGGAAUUUGAACUGGUUUUAAUACAUUCAGCUGAGACUGGGGGGAGGAUACCAUUACUUCCUAAAAAAUGGCUAUUUAUUAAUGUCUUACAUAAUCCUCCAGUUAAAAGUAUCUCUCCCUCCCCCCGUAUCACUUUCUUUCUCUCUUGCUCUCUCUUUUUUUUUUCCCCUCCCCUGGUUUUGUUGCAUAGGUAGAAUGCUGUAUUACUACCAUUGUAUCUUAUGUAAUUAUUUUUUUGCACAAAGACAUUUAGAUUAGUUGUUGGUUGUUGGUUUUUGGUUUUUUUUUUUUCAUUUUUAUUUUAUGACCAUGCCAAAAUAAUAUUCUGCAGGCUUGUGGAGAACAAAGGACUGUUCUUUAGGACUGAAACUUGAUUUUGCUUGUAGUACAAAAAAACACACACUCACAGAUGUUGUUUCGUAAGUGUUAUAAGCACUGGAUAUAAAUGGUAUUUUUUAUCACUUCUGACUAAUGUGAAACUGUUGUACGAAAACUACAUGAACAAAAGUCAUCUGUUUCGACUCGUGUGGGCCUGCCUCACAGUUGCCGGAUUUGAGUCAUUUUUAUGUCUUGUUAUUUCAUUUAUUUAUGCAAAAUACAUGUAUGUAUGAACACUUUGUUUUAGCUCCAGCCCUGCCUCAAUGCUGAUGCUCUCUGUAUUUUAAAGCCACAUUCUUGAAAAUAACUGGCUGUUCAGGAAUUGCCAGCUGGUUAAAAUUGCAUUUAUUGGCGGGGGGUGGGGGGGGGUGGGGAGUGGGAGGAACAUAUUUGAACCUGACUUGUGCAUAUGAGCAGUUUAUUCUAUUUAUUAGCCGACAUUGGCUCUAAAAUGUCAGUGGAAAUCAAGGAAGGACAAUCAUAAGGAUAAAAAAACCCCAACGUUUUUACUUUAUUACCGGAGCUCAAAACAAAGUUUUUGAUGAAUUUACCAUCUCAUUUUAGAAUUUUUUUAAAUUGUGUAAAUAUAACAUAGGAAAUAGAAUUUUAUUUUUUGUUCAUGGAUACUUAGUGAAGUAUAAGUUAUGUAUUUACUUUUGUUCUAUAUCAGUGUACGUUGGUCCAUAUUAAAUGCUGACAAGUCACUGUACCUCAUGUAGAUGCUGAAUUUACACCCGCAGUGUGAGCGCAGUAUUGUGGACCUGUAGCUGGGACAGCAAGAUGCCUCACUUGUGCACUCACUGAUUUUUAGUAGCUUAUUCCUCAAACACAGAAUACUUUCUUCUUUUUUAGAAAGUACACAUACCCAAUUUCUGGUACAUUUGAUAGGAAACACAGUUACUCUUCUGAAUCCAAGUAAAACUGGUAAGAAACUUAACGAGAAUGGCACUUGGAAGUCAAAAUCAUAUCCCUGGAAAGAUUAUCCAGACUAGGAUGGUCCUUACAAUGCAGCCAAAACAUCGUAGUAUCAAACCUUUAUUUUCUACGUUCAUCAAAUUAGUUGUUGCCAUAUUACAGUACCAGGAGAAAUUGUUCACACAAUACACAAAGAGGAAUCACUUUUUAAAAGCAUUGUGUUUGAGCCACUCUUAAUAACUCCGACUGAAAGAAAUUACAGCUUCAUUCAGGUAAUGCACAAAUAUAGUAAUACUAUUUUCUCUGUGAACAGACAGUUUAUUUAAUUAGCAGAUACAAUAUAUUUUCCUUUUGAAAAAAUAUAAAAUACUUUGUUUCAAGAGAACACUCUUGAAACAUUCUGAUACCAGCUAGAAGAGUUCAGCUCGCAUAAAAAUGGGAGGUAAAAGUCUUAAUGAAAACAGAACUGCUUUCCAAGGUUCAAGUUUACAUGGAGAAACUACUCUGAUAAUGUGGCCCAGUUCUGGUCUGCCUGUAUAUUUGGGCAUCACCAUUCAGCUUGUGAGACUGCCCACUGAGAACACACGGGAUUGCAGUGUGCUCCUGAAGCGGUGAGCAAGAGGCAGGGGAAGGGCAAAAGAUGGGAUUGCUCCGGGAUGAGAAUGCAAAGCAAACAGCAGCAUUAGUCACAAUAAAUACAAUACCCUGUGCAAACUGUACAGCAGUCAGCUGUGGGCACUCCCUGCUUUGAGUACAACCACCUCCCAAUGCAGUCUAAAACAUAGUCCUCUGGGCUGGCUUUCUGGGUUUGUUUUUUGGUCAUAUCAAGGGCACGGCAUUUCAGAAUCAUUUCUUAGCAAAACAUACUGCAAUACCCCCAUCCUACCCCAGCAAAACACUUAUCUACCUUAUUAUUGAGUGUGUUGGUACUUCCAUGGUGGUCAUAAAGACCAGUAAAGCGUUGGCAUUAAAUGGGGCAAACUUUGCUGGGCCAGGGCCACAGUGCAAACAACUGCACUGGAGAUGCAGCCAGCAGAAUGUAUGAUAGAGUUCUUCAUGUUUUUAUGAGAAGUUAAGCAAUGGGCUUGGACCCUUGGUGUUUUGCAUGCUUUUUGAAGAUUCAAGUUGGCACUUAAGCAUGUUCUUCUAAAAGAAUAAUACUAUAUGACGUCAUCUGAUCUUCUCCAAAACACUCUUUUUCCUUUAAAAAAGAAGACUUCCCCCAAACUUUCUUUUUUUUUUUUUUUUUUUUUUUUUUUUUUUUGUCAUUUAACCCGUUAAUAUUUGUGAUUUUUCUCAGAUCAAACUACAUUUUGGGUAUACUGUAAUGUCCUGCUACAGAAGGAGAAAAAAAUAUGUAUAUGCAAAUAUAGUUAAUUUUAAACCAUUGCCCUUUUUAAACGACCAGAUUUGUUGGAAAUGGUGACAAAGAAGUAUUCUGAGAUUUCACACACUGGGUAAAAAGGGAGUGGGGUGGGUGAACUGGCCUAAAGGAAAACUUAUCAAAUUGGUAUUUAUGGCAAUAUGAAAGCUAUAAAGCAACGUAGUGACAUGGCUUGCUUUGUAAUUUCCGCUUUCUUAAAACCACAAGUGAGGUCCUUGGUGCUCUUGGAGUAUGGGGAAUGUGCAAAUAUUUAACUGUUUGUAUGCUGCACAUUGCAGACCUGCUAGUGUACAUUCUCCGUUUGUCUUCCUUUGUCAUUUGUGUUUUGCUUUCUAGAAAGCAAAGUUUUGUUUUUGUUUGUUUUUUUUUUCUUGUACCCUUCUUCAGCUUGUAGCAAACUAGAAUGCUUUAGCAUUUAUGUUCAUUCAUUAUUGUAUUUCCCAUGUAAAAAUUUUUUUAUUACAUUAAGACAAGCUUAUAAGCUGUUACUACAUAACUUAUCUUACUGUAACUCUUAUUUCCUGACAUUGUAAUUUGUUUGUGAUGUAUAUUGUGAGAUUGUACUCUAUGUUAAUUUAAUCAGCACAAUUCACUGACAUGCUGGACUGACAUGCUAGCUGCUGUUUCAAAUUGUAAAGUUUGUGUAGAGCUGUUGGGACAACUGAGACUCUCUUGUCAAGGUACUAUGCUUUGAUUCCUAUAGCAACACUGUGGGUGCAGCUCUGAAUGGCAAGGGCUGCCUGUUGGAGACCCACUGGCUAACUCGAUGGGCAGGUUUUCUUUGUAGAAAUUCUAUAUACAAUGCAGGUACCUACCUGGGCCCAUGGCCGGUAAUUAUCUGGGCGUUUAGAGGAAAAAAAAACCUAGUGUCUAUUGCUGCUUUGAAUAUGUUUUAAAGUCUGAAAAUGUAAAUAGUUUAUCAAAAAAAAAAAAAAAUCUUGUACAGUCCAGUGUAAAGUUUUUAAAUGAACUUAAAGGUUGCCAUCACAUCUCACACUCUCCUCUUGAUACAGUAAAAAAAAAAAAAAGGAAAAAAAAUAAAGAGAAAAGUUUGCUAAGGAUACUGAUUGAAAAAAGAAAUCAAAAUCUGUUCUCAAUUUAAAGAAGAGAAUAGUAAUUCUUAGCUCUGCUUCAUUGCAUAAACAGACUUCUUGGAUUUUGUUGUGCAGUAUUGACGUGAGGUAAAUUAAAUAUUAAAUAAUCUUUCAGUGGUACUUUUGAGAGUCUUCUCCUCCUCUGCCUCAGUUAUUGAUGGAAAAGACAAAAUUGAAAGACACUGUCCAUAUACAGUAUGUUCUGGUGUACACUGGCACCUUACCUACAUGUUUGGGGGGGAGGGAUUUUUUUUUUUUCCUCUUUUUUUUCUUUUUUUUUUUUUUUUUUUUGCACAAGGUGCUUUCCUGAUAUGUUAAACAUGUCAUCCUUGGGUGAUACAGUAUAUGCCAUGACAGGGGUUUAGACCCCUCAGGGGAGUGUCUAAAAGACUGCCUAUUUAUGCUCAUUUACCUCAAGACUGUCCUCUCUACCCUUAAUCUAUUCACCAUCACUCCAUCUUUUGUACUGCUGUUGACACUUACAAAUUAAAGAUAAAUUUUGUUUUA
Molecule: messenger RNA, 10386 nt
Organism: Pogoniulus pusillus (Red-fronted tinkerbird)
Lineage: Eukaryota; Metazoa; Chordata; Aves; Piciformes; Lybiidae
Gene: SOX6
Product: SRY-box transcription factor 6
Exons: 18
Coding region: 1132-3504 (790 amino acids)
Biological process (GO): cell fate commitment; regulation of transcription by RNA polymerase II; positive regulation of chondrocyte differentiation
Cellular component (GO): nucleus
Molecular function (GO): RNA polymerase II cis-regulatory region sequence-specific DNA binding; DNA-binding transcription factor activity, RNA polymerase II-specific
Source: RefSeq, a predicted model, not a curated record